AUGGAUGCUUGGCCCCCAAUCGGCAGUCGUCCAAUUCCGACUAACGGUGUAUCAGGGAAUCCAGCAAAUACUCAGACAAAUGGGAAUGCAACAGCUCCGGCAGGCACUUCCUCUACUCCGGCGAUGAGUUCGGCCAACACAGGGAACCCUGCAUUAGAACUAGUUUCAUUCCCCAUGGAUGGUUCAAAUUACCAUCCAUGGGCUAGAGCCAUGACUAUGGCGCUAUCUUGCAAGAACAAGAUAAGAGCUAUCAUGAAGCCUUCCACAGAUGAUGUAGAGAAAUAUCUGGCUUGGGAAAGGUGUAACAACAUGGUGGUUUCCUGGUUAGUGCGCACAUUGUCCCCAACAAUUGGGAGAAGUGUCCUUUGGAUUGACACUGCCUCUGGGAUUUGGGAUGAUUUAAAGAGGAGAUUCAAUAAGCAAGAUUUAUUCAGGAUAGCAGAAAUCAAGUGUCAAAUCUACAGAACUAAACAAGAAGACAAUUCCUUAAAUGAAUACUUCACUAGGCAGAAAUUCUUAUGGGAUGAAUUGAGUAUUCUCAGACCUCAGAUGAACUGCGCUUGUAGUAUUAGAUGUCAGUGUGGCAAGAAGAUUGAUGAGAUGAAUGAGCAAUCUGAGAAAGACAAAUUGUCCAUCUUCUUGAUAGGGCUACAUGAAAGGUACACAGGAGCAAGAAAUCAAAUAAUGCUCAUGAGGCCUUUACCAGAUGUGAAUGAGGCAUACUCCAUGAUUGCACAGCAUGAAAGGCAAUUUGAGAUGGCUGUUGGCUUUGAGAGUCAAUUACAUCAGACAGGAGAAAAUAACACUGCGGGAAAUGUGUUUAUGGCCAGAACAGAUGGUAACUUUCAACAAGGGUACAAGAAGCCUUAUUCAAAUGGGAAGAGACCUAUAUGUACAUAUUGUGGAUACACAGGUCACACACAAGACAAGUGUUACAAAAAACAUGGUUAUCCUCCUGGUUGGAAACCAAAAUCAAGAAGUCAAGGUGCAGUGAAUCAGACUUAA
Molecule: messenger RNA, 1005 nt
Organism: Ipomoea nil (Japanese morning glory)
Lineage: Eukaryota; Viridiplantae; Streptophyta; Magnoliopsida; Solanales; Convolvulaceae
Exons: 2
Coding region: 1-1005 (334 amino acids)
Source: RefSeq, a predicted model, not a curated record